Messenger RNA from Dipodomys ordii (Ord's kangaroo rat), 3793 nucleotides. RefSeq names its product signal-regulatory protein alpha (gene Sirpa). The record is from RefSeq and is a predicted model, not a curated record. Gene Ontology annotation, biological process: positive regulation of phagocytosis; positive regulation of T cell activation. Gene Ontology annotation, cellular component: plasma membrane. Bases 1 to 1506 code for a protein of 501 amino acids. NCBI's taxonomy places the organism in Eukaryota, Metazoa, Chordata, Mammalia, Rodentia, Heteromyidae. The transcript has 9 exons.
AUGACCCGCUGCUCGGCGGAUCCCAGCGUUGACCUGGCUUUUGCUGCCUGCGCCUGGUCAGGAACCGCUGCAGCUGAGCUGCAGGUGAUCCAGCCUGACAGGGCGGUGUCUGUCGCCGCUGGAGAGACGGCCAUGCUGCGCUGCACUGUGACCUCCCUGCUCCCUGUGGGGCCCAUCCAGUGGUUCAGGGGGAAAGGACCAAGACAGGAGCUGAUCUUCCAUUUCAAAGAACCCCACAACCCACGCGUCACACCAGUUUCAGAUCCCACACAGAGAGACAACAUGGACUUUUCCAUCCGAAUCAGGAACGUCACCCCAGCAGAUGCGGGCACCUACUACUGCGUGAAGUUCCAGAAGACAGCCACUGAGGGGGACAAGGAGUUUAAGUCUGGACCAGGCACUGAGCUGUCUGUGAGUGCCAGACCUUCUCUUCCCGUGGUUUCCGGCCCUGCAGCCAGGGCCACACCUGGACAGACAGUGAGCUUCACCUGCAAGUCCCAUGGCUUCUCCCCUCGGAACAUCACCCUGAAGUGGUUCAAAAAUGGGAACCAGCUCCCUGACUCCCAGACCAGCCUGGACCCCAAGGGAGAGAGUGUCUCCUACAACAUCUCCAGCACAGCCAAGGUGGUGCUGACCCCUGGGGACGUCCGCUCUCAGGUCAUCUGUGAGGUGGCCCAUGCCACUUUGUCCGGGAGCCCUCUCCGUGGGACUGCCAACUUGUCUGACGCCAUUCGAGUGCCGCCCACCUUGGAGGUCAGCCAGCAGCCCAUGAUGGCAGGGAACCAGGUGAAUGUCACGUGCCUGGCGUCCAAGUUCUACCCUUCAAGCCUCCAGGUGACCUGGAUGGAGAAUGGAAACCUAUCGCGGACAGACACCAGCUGGGCCCGCACCGAGAACAAGGAUGGGACUUACAACCAGACGAGCUGGCUGCUGGUGAACGUCUCUGCUCACAGGGAGAACGUGGUGCUCACCUGCCAGGUGGAGCACGAGGGCCAGCCCGCCAUCACUGCCAACCUCACCCUGGAGGCCUCUGCCCAGCAAAAGGAGCAGGGCGCAGAAACAACCCCUGAUGGCACAAAUAGCUGGAAUAUCUUCAUCGUGGUGGGUGUGGUGUGUGCCCUGUUGGUGGUCCUGCUGAUGGCAGUCCUCUACCUCCUCCGAAUCAAACAGAAGAAAGCCAAGGGCUCUACUUCUUCCACGAGGUUGCAUGAGCCAGAGAAGAAUGCCAGAGAAAUAACCCAGAUCCAGGACACCAAUGACAUCAAUGAUAUCACUUAUGCGGACCUGAACCUGCCCAAGGAGAAGAAGCCGGCCCCCCGGGCUGCUGAGCCAAACAAUCACACAGAGUAUGCCAGCAUUCAGAGCGGCCCCCCGCCCAAGUCGGAGGACACCCUCACCUACGCAGACCUGGACAUGGUCCACCUCAACCGGGCCCCCAAACCGCCAGCCCCCAAGCCCGAGCCGUCCUUCUCAGAGUAUGCUAGUGUCCAGGUCCAGAGGAAGUGAACAAGAUGCCCGUCGGCUCUAGGGUCUGGCCCCACAAGCUUUCUUGUGCCCCACAUGGAGCGGCCAUGAUGAGGACAGCCAGCCCCAUUUCCAGAAGGCCCUAGGACCAGGAAUGGGGAUGGUUCUUAUCUGCCUGUCCAUCUACCCCCCUUGGCUCUCCAGCAUUUCCAGCUCAUGCCUCCUCCAUCUUGGCCCCACCUCUGAAGGAGGAGAUCAUCCAACCAGCCGAGGACCUGGCCAGCACUUCUCGAGAGUCCAAGGACUGUCCUGCCUCUGUCCACCUCCAGCACAGGUCUGGGUCGUGGUUGUCGAGAGACCCCAGGGCUACCUCCUUUGAUGUUCCAUGAGCCUGAUCUUCCAGGUGAGGAGGGAAGAUGAUCUCACUUCCUGCCCACCACCUUCACCCAACUGGGGGCUUUGGGAACAUUGCCCUUUAGAUCAAACUGUCCCAUCCAUGGAGAAGCUGGAAAAAAAGACCCUUAAGACCUGCAAUCGGAGACCUGGUGAGGUUGCUAUUAACAACCCUGGUGUACCCCCCCCCUUCCCUGGGCUGAUGAGCCACAAGCUCUGGAGGAGGCGGGGGACUCGCUCUUGUUCCUCGGGGCCAGCAGUGACUCCUGGGACAACCAUCAAACCCAUCUGGGGUGCUCCCGCAUCUCCUUUCUAGACCCGAGCUUGCUUCCUCCAGCUAGCACUAACAGCAGCACGCUGUGGACGCCUGUAAAUUAUUGAGAAAUGUGAACUGUGCAAUCUUGAAGCCAAGGUGUUAGAAAACUUGAUCUGUGGUGUUAUGUUUUGGGUUUUUUUUUUAAAUUUCUUGGUUUUUUUUUUUUUUUGGUUUUUGUUUUUGUUUUUUUCUCCCCUUAAAACAACAACUUGGUUAUCUUGGCUCUUUGUCAUGUGUUGAAGUUCCUGGUUGGGUCUUGUGCAGUCUGAGAUUUAACAGUUUCUUACCUUGGAGGGGAUUUCCUACCGAAACUGAGUCCGGGUUCUUCUAGGACAAGAAGGAGGAUCUCUCUGGGGCAGCUCCAUGGAGGGGCUCUGCCAUCUCUCUGGGACUAACUUGGCCUUGUUCUGGGCUGAGCCACGGGGCUAGUCUUGCUCCCUUCUAAGGUCAGCAGGCCUCACCAUGCUAAGUGCAUUUCUUCAGCUCCCUCUGCUCUUUUCCCCAAGAGGAGAGGGGAGGGAAAUCCUGAUGUCCCUGGCCACUGUCUCUCAAGCACUUUAGGGACAGGCGGAGGGGAGGGGUACUGAGCUGGCAUCUGCCCAACUCCUUGAGCAAGAACACCCCUUUUCCCUCUGAGCUGACCCCCCCCUCCCCAGGAAGAUGCUUCCUUUGUGUGUGUGUGUGCUCCCAAGCUCCAUGGGAAUUAAACUGGAACCCAUGCUGGCCACAGCCAAGAUAGCCCAGUGGUGGGCCAGAACGUAUCCCCCGCUGUCCCUCUGUCUCAGGAAGGUUGGGCAGAGGCUGUGACCCAGUUACCCUCUGACCCCUUCCUCAUCCUUCCAGCUGAGCCUCAUGGGGUGCAGGCAAGCAAGCAUUGCAACCCUGCUCAUUCAGCCUCCAUGGAGAACUCUUAGAAUUCAGACACUGAUGCUGCUGGAAGCCAGAGGAACUCCUGGCUUGAGCCUUCCAAGCGAAAAGCUGAGCCAUCCUGUCUGUUUUCUGCAGGUGUAAUGGGGGCAGAGGCCGGGGUGGGGGGGAACCCCAAGAGUUCAACAGGACAGCUGUCUAGGAUGGGUCACUUGGUGUUUUACAGGGUGGCAUCCAGGAAUGGGCUGAGUCCACAGGCCAUGUGGAUAACACUAGCUGACAAGCCUGAGCUCCCAUACAUCUGAGCCACAGUGGCUCAGCCACUGCUUGGGCUGGUUCCCCAAUUCCAAAGUGUUGGUUUGUAAACCUCCUUCCUCCUCUUCGGCCCAGACAGCACAUGCAUGUUUGGAGACACACACACACACACACACACACACACACACACGAUUUUAAAAGGACGUUUCCUUGGUGCCAUUUUCAUUUCAUUUUCUUUUGCUCUUUGGAGGGGGAUAUAAGGGAAUGUGGCUAGCUCUAGCUUCAGCCAGGCAGCCUGGAGGAUCCCCACAUCUCUGUCUUAUGGAACCCCAGAGGAAAAGGAAGAGGUUGAAACAACCCUGCGGAAGGAGGGUGGUUUCAGGAGUUUAUUUUCAGACUGUUGGGAAGGAAAUAGGCCCCAUUUUUGUAUAUAGUUGCAACUUAAAACUUUUUGGCUUGCAAAAUAUUUUUGUAAUAAAGAUUUCUGGGUUAACUGAU